ACAUACAAGUACACAGCACAAUAACAGCGAGGGGACCAACCGCCUCUCCGCCUCUCCGCCUGCCGGGGGCUUCCAAAGGUGUUGGAUUGAAGGGUGCCUGCUGAAUGUCGCCUGCAACGCGCAACCUUCCGUUUCUAUUUGGCCGCCAAGAACCGAGUCGUCGGGCAGGUGCGAGCCCAGCUAGCAGUAGUGAGGCAGGAGUCGCGCCCACAGCGAAGGCAGCGCUCGCGGCCACCGUGACCGCAGCCCCCAAAGUCGCAGGCGCAGGCGCAGACGCAGGUGCAUCACCACUGACGCUUUCGUCCCAAGAUUUGGCCAACAUCCACAACAUCGAUAUCACUCCCCAUCCUACUCACCCUCGCCCUCCGCGCAAGUCCCUCGACCUCGCUCUACAGACCUCUGCCAGAACCAGCAUCGAAUCCACCCGCUCCGAUUUACUUCAAGAUCCUCUUCCGCUGACCUUUGCCCCAACCAUGGCGGCAACACCGGGGGGCUAUUCAAUUAACGUAAACGACCCGACCCUCAUUUCCCUCGUCAACAAACUACAAGAUGUCUUCACAACCGUCGGGGUCCAAAAUCCCAUCGAUUUACCUCAGAUUGUCGUUGUGGGUUCGCAAUCCAGCGGCAAAAGCUCUGUUCUUGAGAACAUAGUGGGAAGAGACUUUCUGCCUCGAGGGUCCGGAAUCGUGACCCGCCGACCUCUCGUCCUACAAUUGAUCAACAGACCGGCCCCGGCCAAACUACAGACAAAUGGCGUCACCGAGGAAGAGAUGAAGAAGACUACCGACAGUCAAGCCAAUGUGGAUGAAUGGGGAGAGUUUCUUCAUCUACCGGGUCAGAAAUUCCAUGACUUCAAUAAAAUCCGGGAUGAAAUUGUCAAGGAAACAGAGGCGAAGGCAGGCCGAAAUGUCGGCAUCUCACCACAGCCCAUCAACUUGCGGAUAUACUCGCCUAACGUUCUCACUCUCACAUUGGUCGACUUGCCUGGCUUGACAAAGGUGCCCGUGGGUGAUCAGCCACGAGAUAUCGAGAAACAGAUCAAGGAGAUGGUUCUCAAGCAAAUCCAAAAGCCCAAUGCCAUCAUCCUGGCAGUCACGGCUGCGAACGUUGAUUUGGCCAAUUCAGACGGUCUCAAACUCGCUCGGGAAGUCGACCCCGAAGGUCAGAGAACGAUCGGUGUCCUGACAAAGAUCGAUCUCAUGGACGCGGGCACGGACGUGGUCGAUAUCCUUGCUGGCCGAAUCAUCCCACUCAGGCUGGGCUACGUCCCUGUCGUCAAUCGAGGCCAACGUGAUAUUGAGAACAAGAAGCGGAUAGAUUUGGCCUUGAAAGCGGAAAAGGAAUUCUUCGAAAACCAUCCUUCUUACCGAAACAAAGCUUCAUACUGCGGCACUCCGUAUUUGGCCCGGAAACUCAACCUGAUUCUCAUGAUGCACAUCAAACAGACGCUGCCAGACAUCAAGACCCGCAUUGCGAGCUCCCUGCAGAAGUACAGCCAAGAAUUGGAGCAGCUGGGUGCCGGCGACCUACUUGGGAACAACAGCUCAAAUAUCAUCCUCAACAUCAUUACCGAAUUUGCCAACGAAUACCGGACUGUGCUAGACGGAAAUAGUGCCGAACUGUCGAGCAACGAACUCUCGGGUGGUGCUAGAAUUUCUUUUGUUUACCACGAGCUGUACUCGAAUGGUAUCAAGGCUAUCGACCCGUUCGACCAGGUCAAAGAUAUCGAUAUUCGAACGAUACUAUACAAUUCGUCUGGUUCCUCCCCGGCUCUCUUCGUCGGCACCACGGCUUUUGAACUCAUUGUGAAGCAACAAAUUCGACGGUUAGAGGAACCGUCAUUGAAAUGCGUUUCGCUGGUUUAUGACGAACUGGUCCGCAUUUUGAGUCAACUGCUGCAGAAACAAUUGUUCCGAAGAUAUCCUCAACUCAAAGAGAAAUUCCACGGCGUCGUCAUAUCCUUCUUCCGGAAAUCAAUGGAGCCGACGAACAAGCUGGUCAAAGACCUGGUUGCAAUGGAAGCUUGCUACAUCAACACGGGCCACCCCGAUUUUCUCAAUGGCCACCGUGCGAUGGCCAUUGUGAACGACCGGCAUAACGCCAACAAGCCGACUCAAGUCGACCCCAAAACGGGUAAGCCUUUGCCGCCACAGGUGCCGCCGCGGGCAGCAUCACCCAGCUUGCCUACGGACGGCUCGGACCAAAACUCCGGUUUCUUUGGGUCUUUCUUCGCCAGUAAGAAUAAGAAGAAGAUGGCUGCCAUGGAACCGCCCCCGGCGACACUCAAAGCUAGCGGAACACUAUCCGAGCGUGAGAACCAGGAAGUGGAGGUCAUCAAGCUGUUGAUCAAUAGUUACUUCAACAUUGUUCGAAGGACAAUGAUCGACAUGGUACCGAAAGCGAUUAUGCUCACCCUCGUGCAGUUCACCAAAGACGAAAUGCAACGAGAAUUGCUUGAGCAACUCUACCGAGCGCAGGAACUCGACGACCUUCUUAAGGAGAGCGACUACACUAUCAGACGACGCAAGGAGUGUCUCCAAAUGGUGGAAAGUCUGAGCAAAGCCAGCGAGAUUGUCAGCCAAGUGCAGUAGAAUGGCCAGUGAUAGCAGGCAUCUCACGCAGCAUUCCUGUCUCCGACAGAAGAGCAAACCGAAGAUUGUCUCUCUGAUGUGUGAUUGGAAAUGAGGCCGCAUACAGAGCCGCGUAGAAUGCUGGAGGAGAGACUGCCCUAAUGGCAUACCACGCAGACGCAACGGCAGGACGGGUGGCAGCCGGACAACCCGGUCCUUUGACCCGUGUUUUACAGCAAUCCGCUUCAGCAGUUAUGAUACCACAAUCUCACCGGACCCCUUUCCUGGAGCGAUUUGGAUUUGGCACCGAAGUUUAGAUUAGAAUGCGACUUGACGCGGAACCCUCUACGAAACCGACAUCAGUGACGGCACCGACGGUGGCGGGUGUCGGUAGGAACAGAUGAGACAAAGAGCAAUUAAUGGGAACGGCUGGCAAGCGAGGCAGAUUGGAGUCCAUGUAGGUCUCGCCAGCUAGGCGUUCUAGGAUACAGAUGGACUGCCUACGGCAAGAAUGACAUUCAUUCGAUUUCUAUCUCUCAAUUGAACAAUUGGUCGCCGGACUAAAAGCGACGCAUUUCGGGC
Cladophialophora immunda is the source of this 3152-nucleotide messenger RNA. RefSeq names its product vacuolar protein sorting-associated protein 1. Gene Ontology annotation, cellular component: cytoplasm; peroxisome; membrane. The transcript is spliced from 5 exons. Lineage: Eukaryota; Fungi; Ascomycota; Eurotiomycetes; Chaetothyriales; Herpotrichiellaceae. Gene Ontology annotation, molecular function: microtubule binding; GTP binding; GTPase activity. Gene Ontology annotation, biological process: peroxisome organization. The record is from RefSeq and is a predicted model, not a curated record. The coding region runs from base 105 to 2591 and encodes 828 amino acids.